This is a messenger RNA of Jatropha curcas, 780 nucleotides long. It is a transcript of the gene MTACP3, whose product is annotated as mitochondrial acyl carrier protein 3. Gene Ontology annotation, cellular component: mitochondrion. The record is from RefSeq and is a predicted model, not a curated record. NCBI's taxonomy places the organism in Eukaryota, Viridiplantae, Streptophyta, Magnoliopsida, Malpighiales, Euphorbiaceae. Gene Ontology annotation, molecular function: acyl binding; acyl carrier activity. Gene Ontology annotation, biological process: fatty acid biosynthetic process.
UCUAGGUUCUUCAUUGAGCUCACUUUGUUUUUUAUGAUCUGUUUCAUUAAAUAUGGGUAGUUUUUAUAUCUUCUUUUUCCUUGCAAUGCGUGCUUUAUUGAACGCUUUUGAAUCCUUUUCUCUGGAUCAUUUCGGCUUCCGGAUGAUGCUAAUCCAUGUCUCUUUUGUCUUUGAUGUUGUACAAUACAGAGUACUUUCAACCUGUGGGAACAUGCAAAGUAUAAGAAACUCCAUCUUGAGCCAUGUGAGGCUGAGAAGUUUUGCUGAUCAGCAAUUGCUUGCUCAAAGAAGAAACAUUUUCAAGCAACUGCUCCAGCAAUUUUGUGCAUUGAGUGGUCCCAGUCCCGAUCAAAUCAUGGAUCAGGUGGUAGGAUUGGUUAAGAAAUUUGAUAAAAUUGAUGCCACUAAGGUUACUGAAACAGCUGAUUUUCAAAAAGACUUGUGCCUGGACAGCUUAGACAGGGUGGAGCUCGUUAUGGCUUUUGAGCAAGAAUUUUCCAUUGAAAUCCCUGAUGAAAAAGCUGAUAAGCUUACUUGCUGUGCUGAUGUUGCAAAAUAUAUAGUUUCUGGGGUGGAGCAGAAGUCUUCCAAUUCCUGAGUUAAUUAAUGGUUUUAGGAUUCACCAAGGAUGAUAUACCAUGUAGAUUUUUUAUGUGUUUUCUUUUAUAAUUCAAAAAUGUCUCUCUUUUUGGUAUUAAAUUGUUGCCUAUACAUAGCCAUUAUGUCACAUAUCAUCAUUACUAUAUAUUUAUCAUAUUUACAUGAAACCAUAUUUAUAUG